This is a messenger RNA of Habropoda laboriosa, 1149 nucleotides long. RefSeq names its product lipoyl synthase, mitochondrial (gene Las). The record is from RefSeq and is a predicted model, not a curated record. Gene Ontology annotation, biological process: lipoate biosynthetic process. Lineage: Eukaryota; Metazoa; Arthropoda; Insecta; Hymenoptera; Apidae. Gene Ontology annotation, cellular component: mitochondrion. Gene Ontology annotation, molecular function: lipoate synthase activity; 4 iron, 4 sulfur cluster binding.
AUGUUCCUUAUCGUACUUUAUAAUAUUCUAUGCUGUAAGACGACUGUUUUUAUUUUUUUAUUUUUAAGAGGUUAUUUGAAUGUUCAUUUGCAGAUAACUAUGUUUCAAACUUUUUGUAAAUCAAGUCGAACAAGAAUAUCAGCUGUUUACAAUUUUCAUUCAACACACUUACAAUGCAUGAAAGAAAAAUCUUUUACUCAAAAACUGGAAAAUGGACCUAAUUUAGAAGAUUUUAUUGUUGGAAAUUACAAAGAAUAUGAUGGUAAACUAAAAUUAGAAAAAGGAGACAAAUCUCGUUUGAGAUUGCCACCUUGGCUUAAAACACAAAUACCAAUGGGUAAAAAUUAUAGUAGAAUAAAAUCACAAUUAAGACAACUAAAAUUGAGUACUGUAUGUGAGGAGGCACGAUGUCCUAAUAUUGGAGAAUGUUGGGGAGGUGAUAAACAUGGAACAGCAACUGCCACUAUUAUGUUAAUGGGCGAUACAUGCACCCGCGGUUGUCGUUUCUGUUCUGUAAAAACAUCACGUACACCAUUACCAUUAAAUCCAGAAGAACCAAUAAAUACAGCAACUGCAAUAACAGAUUGGGGUUUGGAUCAUAUUGCAGAGACAGUAAAAGAAAUUAAGAAGAGAAGCAAUAUUUUAGUAGAAUGUUUGGUACCGGAUUUUAGAGGAAAUGAAAAUUGCAUUGCAACAAUUGUUGAUUCUAAUCUCGACGUAUUUGCUCAUAAUAUCGAAACUGUUGAACGUUUAACACCGUUUGUUAGAGAUAGACGAGCUGAAUAUAGGCAAUCACUAAAUGUCUUGAAGGCAGCAAAAAAAUGUAAUCCAGAGUUAAUUACUAAAUCAUCAAUAAUGUUAGGAUUAGGUGAGACUGAUGAAGAAGUAGAACAAACAAUGAAAGAUUUAAGGGAGGUAGGUGUAGGUGCUUUAACACUGGGACAAUAUAUGCAACCUACAAAAAGACAUUUAAAAGUUAUUGAAUAUGUUACUCCCGAAAAAUUUAAAAAGUGGGAAAAUCUAGGAAAUGAAUUAGGAUUUCUUUAUACUGCAAGUGGCCCAUUAGUGCGUUCGUCAUAUAAAGCUGGAGAAUUUUUUUUGACAAACAUAUUAAAAAAACGUAAAAGUAAACACACUGAAAAUCAAUAA